Messenger RNA from Girardinichthys multiradiatus, 2436 nucleotides. It is a transcript of the gene pex2, whose product is annotated as peroxisomal biogenesis factor 2. Lineage: Eukaryota; Metazoa; Chordata; Actinopteri; Cyprinodontiformes; Goodeidae. The transcript has 3 exons. Gene Ontology annotation, biological process: protein import into peroxisome matrix. Gene Ontology annotation, molecular function: zinc ion binding. Bases 181 to 1287 code for a protein of 368 amino acids. Gene Ontology annotation, cellular component: peroxisomal membrane. The record is from RefSeq and is a predicted model, not a curated record.
GGAAUUCUUGGGAAUUUGCGUACUUUCCAGGUUUGAAAAAAUAUGGAAAAAGAAAAGAGUAUGGAAACUAUGUGUAUUUACAGAGUAUAUUGCCUGGCAAAAAAAUCUGGAAGGAAAAUAGGAAAAAAAAAUGACUGGGACCUCUGGAAAUUUGAGUCUGAAGACAUAUGACAUUUUUACAUGAAGAAUGUAGCGGAACCUUGGGAGAAAUCCACUCUUUGUUUCUGCAUCCAUCACAAACUGUUGCUUGAAAACUUUGAAACUUCUGUUUGUGUCCAAUUGCUCUGGUUCCCUUCAGCUAAAUAUUUCAACAGAAACCACAACCAAAUGACAUCUGGAAGUUAUGGCUCAGAUUCUGCGGUCGACCCACAGACACCAGUUCUGCGCAUCAGCCAGCUGGACGCCCUUGAGCUGGACUCAGCCCUUGAGCAGCUGCUGUGGACCCAGUUCACUCAGUGUUUCCAGAACUACCGCCCAGGAAUGCUCACCCCAGUGGAGCCUGAAUUAAAAGCUCUACUUUAUCUGCUGCUAUGGAGAUUCACUCUUUAUUCCAACAGCGCCACAGUAGGCCAAUCUUUACUGAGCCUGCGCUAUCAAAGCACAUCUUCAUUAUAUCCCCACUACAAGCCGCUGUCUCGUCAUCAGAAGCUGGGUCUUGCCAUACUUACUGCAGGCCCCCGUUGGCUGCAGGAGCGUUCCUACCGGCUCCUGCCAUGGUUGGGUUUGAGCCCAAGAGGAGCUGUGUCAGAGAUGGAUAGCGGUUUGCUCCAACAAGGUCUCCGUAAAGCCCUCGCUCUUGUUUCUGGUGUGGCAAAAUUUGCUACCCUCGUCAACUUCCUUGUUUUCCUAAGGAACGGCCGUCACCCUGUCUUAGUUGAAAGAAUCACAGGAGCUCAGGCUGUUUUCAGUAAGCCCAAUGCAGUUCGUGAUGUAACUUACCAGUACAUGAACCGGGAACUGCUGUGGCACGGCUUUGCCGAGUUCUUCAUCUUUGUGUUACCACUGGUUAAUUUACUAAAACUGAAAACAGCAGUGCUGUUACGUGUGCUGGGCCGAAAAGGUUCCGAUGAAGAAAAAGCAAGAAAGCCACGAGAUAUGUGGAAAGACUGUGCACUAUGUGGAGAAUGGCCAACAUUGCCGCAUACAGUGGGGUGCCAGCACGUUUUCUGCUACUACUGCAUUAAAAGCCACAGCAUCGCGGACGCUAGCCUCACAUGUCCAAAAUGUGGAGCAGAUGCAGGAACUCCUGAGACAGUCAAGAUGGAGAUGCAGUAUGUGGGCAGGUGAUGGUUCCAUCCUACUAAGAGGGAACUGUUAGACACUUAGUACAAAUGAAAGAAAAAGUUCAGGAUUGUUUAGGUGAAGUUUUGUUAAAAUGUGAUAUCUUACGUGCAGCGGAUAACUCUGGGCAUGAUUACUUGGCAUGAAUUCAGAUAAGAUGGGCGCUGAGACUGAAGCUAACAGCCAUGACAGAAUGGGACUUCUGCCUGCUUCAAACAACUUCAGUCUCAGAAACAUCAUGUCAGCUGUUUUGGCUAACACUGUUUUAAAAGCCUUUAAACCAAGCUUGUGUUUGCAUUGGACGACCAUUUAGAGAGGCCGAUGAUUAUUUACGUUGGAAAUGGAGGCAGGGGGGGGGUGUGCUACCAGGGAUACAAAAGUGGUAGACAUAAGCAAAAACAUAAAAGUGUUGAUUUUUACCCUGCCUUAUUUUUACAUAAUUUACUCUUACCGGAAACACUUAGCAUGUUUAGUUCUUUCUACAGGUUUCAUUUAAUGAAUCAAACUGGAUUUGCUUUAAGACAGAAAUCCACUUUGGUGUCGGCCUCUCUCGGAUGAGCCGGUCGCUUCACCUCCAAAGUCCAUCUAAUCUGUAUUCAUAUAAAAUGAAGAUGCUAUGACAGUUACUUACUGCAGAUAUGUAUUUAUUGCUUAUAACCUUUCAACAGCACCUCAUCAAAAAAAAAUCUGAACUGUCUCUUUAAACUGGAAACAGACAUAUGGAUGGACACCCUAAUUCCUGCAGUUAGGGUUUAUCAGUUCCCGUUAUUUGCUUUUUUUUUUCAAAUAAUUAGUCGUGUAUGACUUUAUGAUGGCACUUUUCUUUAUUGUGUCUUUUCUGAGCACACAUUCGUCUGGUAGGUUUAAUGUAUGUGUGCAUAUAUUGACAGUCUUCUGUGCCCUCUGUUUCUCUGGCUGGACUUCAGAUAGAAUUAUUUGUCUAUAGUGCACUGGACAGACUGCAGAGCACCACACAGAGCAUAUAUUUGAUGAGUGAAUGUGUUGAUUUAUGCUCCAAAUUAGCUCUGUGAUGGGGUGUGUGGAUGUGUGUGUGUGUUUGUUGAAAUGGGAAUAUUUGUUCUGAUGAAAAAUGCAGAAAGUCAGCUGAAUAAAUAAUGGGAGGAAUUUCUGAUGCCUCUCAUCAUGGCCAAAUUA